Messenger RNA from Trichophyton rubrum CBS 118892, 1845 nucleotides. RefSeq lists its product as uncharacterized. Gene Ontology annotation, biological process: DNA-templated transcription. Bases 1 to 1845 code for a protein of 614 amino acids. The record is from RefSeq and is a predicted model, not a curated record. Gene Ontology annotation, molecular function: DNA binding; zinc ion binding. Lineage: Eukaryota; Fungi; Ascomycota; Eurotiomycetes; Onygenales; Arthrodermataceae. The transcript is spliced from 4 exons.
AUGGCCAUGAAGAUAAGCGUGUACGAGAAACUCCUCACGAAACUCAUACCUAGCCAAAGUCCUGACGUACAGCAGGCGAUUAGAAACGCACUGCACGAGAAUUCUAUGGUAGCUGAAGACGAUGUCUCAAUGUCAGACGAAAACUCACCGUCAGCCGAAGACACUAUUGAGGAUGAAAAUUCCGUCCUACUGGGAGUUGCCUCUCCCCUACGGGCUUAUUCCGAGCGCAGUAAACCAGUGGAAUGUGUAGGCGAAACCUCGACUAUUAGGUGGCUGGGAAUGCUUCUGGUAAAGCUACAAUUACCGAAUUUUAUGUCUGAAGAGCAUAUUAUGUCCAUGGCUUCAUAUGAUUUUUCCUGGAAGUUGGAAACAACUGCGAAGAUAGACGAUGUCAAUGAAAAAUGCAACUAUUUCUCCGGCGAGGUUGAACUCCCCCAGCUUGACAUGAUGCACAAUCUGACUACUUUACCACCAAAAGAUGUUGCUGAUCUGCUGGUAAAUGCAUACUUCACCACCGUUCAUCCUCUAUUCCCCAUUCUUCCAAAGGUAAGAUUCCUGUCUCGAUAUAAUUCCUACUACCACAACGGGAGCGACCCGCUUGCUGUUUACCCCUGGCUGGCUCUCUUAAAUAUGGUGCUUGCUCUCGGAUCUUUGUGGGCUCGUUAUACACAGAUACCGACAGGUGAAGUAGAAGACCACAGCAUAUACUGUGCUAGAUCACAGGCUUUGGCACAGGGAAUAGUCGAUCCCCGCGGAUAUCCGGACACAUACUCCUCGUUAGAACCGAUACAACUUAUCGCCAUUAGGGGAGUUUAUCAGCUUUCAACAUAUCAAAUUGCAGGAGCAUGGACAUCAGUCACUACAGCGCUGAAGUUUGCGUAUAAUCGAUCUCUCAAUGUACAAGCCACUGCCUCUGAACUCUCCGGAGAAUCCAAACAACUUGAAGCUCGCGUUUGGUACUCACUUCGAUCUCUAGAGCAGUUCCUCUGCAUACUUACAGGAUAUCCAUCUGAAUUUCAAGGUCAGCCAAUUCACAUUAGGCCGUUCCAAACUACUGAGCCAUCUUUUAUCAGAAGUCCUCUUCCUCUGGCCAACUUCAAUAUCCUAGAUAACCCAUUAGACUUGGAACUCUCCGCCGUCUACUCCUUUGACGAGGAAUACCCAUCUAGCAAUUUCAUCACCGGGCUCCGACUAGAUGAAAUUGUAAGCGAAGCCAUAAUCUCGCUGUACGGCAUGAAGUCUCUCGAUAGUACAUGGGCACAUAUCCAGGGCCUGAUAAGCGAAUUAGACAACAAGUUAAGCCAAUGGUACGCAAGCAUUGACCCUGGAUUCCCAUACACCGUCCAAUCCAUAGACAUCUGCGCUCCUCCCUCCACGAGCCUAACAUACCUGCACCUCCGCUACCUUAGCGCAAGGAUACUGAUCAACAAACCUGUUCUGUGUGAUCCGUCCGAACUAAUUCUAACCAUUCCUUACCAAUCCGAGGCGUCAAGGCAGAUGGACUCCGAUGCAGCUGUGCGUUGCAUAUCGGCUGCUAGACAGGUACUGCAGCUCCUGCCGCUGAAUAUCGAUAUCGUCGAACUACAUGGCAAGACACCUUGGUGGUGUAUACUGCAUUACAUAGUGCAGGCCAGUAGUGUACUGAUAACGGAACUUUCGUUCGAUGAGCCCCAUUUACCGAUGGAAAUGGAUGAUAUUAUUAGCCAGUCGGACCUAGCUAUUCGUUGGCUAUCCACUCUCGCUGGUACAUGUGAGUCAGCUAGCAAGGCAUGUCAUUGUAUGAAUAGCCUGCACCAUCUUGCGCUGGAGAAGCGCGAGAGAGCUACUCAGGGACACGGCCAGUGA